UUUUAAAGACUUCCUCAUUAUAUUUCGUAUUCUUUCAUAAAAUUAUGUAUGACUUAAAAAGACUAGUAUCCAAAGCCGUAAAACACCAUUUAAAAAAAUUUAGCCGGCAAAAGAUCUGUCAAUGUCAUUUGUAUUGUCAACAUCGUUUUUAAAAAAAAUAUUUCCCAGUGUUAUUAGCAUUUUCUCAAAUUUUCACUUGAUUUAUUACCUUUUUCCGAUAAUAAAUGAAGCUUUUAAAACCUAGUUGGGUCAAUCAUGAUGACAAACCUAUAUUUUCCGUGGAUAUUCAUCCAGCGGGCAAACGUUUCGCCACUGGUGGGCAAGGCGGCGACUCCGGUCGAGUUGUUGUAUGGAAUCUUAAUUCCGUGCUCUUCGAGUCUGUCGAAGUGGAUCCAAAUAUACCUAAAAUGCUAUGCCAAAUGGAUAACCACCUUGCUUGUGUGAACUGUGUACGGUGGAGUAAUGCUGGUAAAUAUCUAGCAUCUGGUGGUGAUGACCGCUUGGUCAUGGUGUGGGGUCUUAGUGUAUCUACUACAAGUGCUGGAAAGCAUAAAGCUGAGACUUGGAGAUGUCUAUCUACAUUAAGAGGACAUGCAGGUGAUGUAUUAGACUUGGCUUGGUCUCCGAUGGAUAAGUGGCUAGCAAGCUGCAGUGUAGACAACACUAUAAUUAUUUGGAAUGCUGAGAAGUUCCCUGAAAUGGUGUGCGUACUGAAUGGACACACCGGAUUAGUAAAAGGAGUAGCUUGGGAUCCGGUCGGUAAAUAUUUGGCUUCACAAUCUGAUGACAAAUCUUUAAGGGUAUGGAAGACAUCAGACUGGGCUCAAGAAACUGUGAUAACUGAUCCAUUUGAAGAAUGUGGAGGUACUACACACGUGUUACGUUUGUCGUGGUCGCCGGACGGUCAAUACGUGUUGUCAGCACACGCCAUGAACGGCGGUGGUCCCACCGCACAGGUGGUAGAGCGAGACGGCUGGCGAUGCGAUAAGGACUUCGUUGGACAUAGGAAGGCUGUCACAUGCGCCAGGUUCAACAACAACAUAUUUGUGAAAGAAGGCAAGAAGUGUUGCUGUGCAGCAGUGGGUUCCAGAGACCGUGCCCUGUCUAUAUGGCUGACGUCGCUCAAACGCCCUCUGGUUGUGGUACACGACCUGUUUACUGAUAGUGUGCUGGACCUCUCUUGGAGCUCUGACGGUCUGAACCUGUUAGCGUGCAGUUCAGAUGGGACAGUCGCUUGUAUACAGUUCACUAACAAAGAGAUCGGAACGCCUCUCACUGUGGACGAGAAGAACGCGUUUUACGAGAAGAUUUACGGCAAAUGUUUAGCGAACGAAUCUGGUAAUGACUUAUCGUCGAAUCUGCUCGUUGAGUGUCCAGAGAUUUUACUGGCGCGGGAGAAACAGGAGGCCAAGAAGGAAGUCAUCAAAGAGGAUACCACGCCUAAGAGUGAUAAAUCUGUGUGUAAGCCGACGCUGAGCGUAGUGAGACCUGUCGACAGGCAGAUAGAGACGCGCACGUCCGACGGUAAACGACGCAUCACACCUGUCUUCAUACCCGUCACCAGUAUCGACGCCAAUGAAUCCCUAGGUUCCCAGCCGGGUGGCGGAGAGCACUGCUUCAGCACAUCCUCGCAAAGUAAAUCGAGGAUCCGUGUGGAAGUGCGAGACGAUAUCAUCAUACAUCCUAAUGUCAGUAAUCAUGCCGCACUCAACAAUUCCAGACUUUCAGAUAACGGGCUCGACCAGAGGUUACGUAAACGUUCCGGGGGCACGCUACCCGGGCCCCGCGCGGAGGAGGUGCAGGGCAAGAGGGCGCGCGCGCCCCCGCCCCCUCCUCCCGCCGCGCCCCUCCCCGCGCCCGCGCUCGGCACCGCCGGGCCCGUCGUGCGCGCCGCCGGCGCACUCCGGCUGCAGGUACCUCACUAUACCGCGCCCCCCGCCCCCGCCCCCGUCCCCACAUACACACUACAUUACAUACUGUAUAUGUUUAUUUAGAUUGAAACAGUGUUAUUUACAACACUCAUCAAAUAUUUAUUUGUAUACUUAAGUCCAGUAAAUUGCUAAUGCGCUGGAACUUUGUCUAAUAACACCCGCGUGACAUCAUAUGAAAAUAUAAAGUAUAGAUAGCACAAAACGCAAGAGAUAUAUUGUUUAUUAAUUAGGUAUUAAAAUAUUCAUGAUUGAUCAUCAAAAUAUUUUUACAAAUAUUUUAAUAACUUUCAGUUUGUUUAUUUAUUCCAAGAAUUUUCGAAAAAGGCCAAUUUAUAUGUUAAUAUUGAGGUAUAUGAAAAACAUAAAUAUUUUAAAAAUAACAAUUACUUUAUAAGAAAUUGAUAACAAAAGGAAAGGACGAUUUUUUAAAACAUUGUAAUAGUCAAAAGUAAUAAUGAUAUGGGAGACAUUAGAUAUAUAUUUAUUUUUAAUGAAAUCAGGUUUUCUUAUUGUGGAAAUCAUAACAACGGUUAUUACUUUAGAAAAAAAUAUCAAAUAAUACCAAUAGAAAACAACAAAAAUUGUGUGUGAUCUCAACACAAUCCAAUUCAAGAAGUUUACUCUUCACCAGUGUUUAUUUGUUAACGGUACCGAUUUUUACACUAUUACGUCACCAAAAUGGCCGUCAGGCGCGUUAGCAAUGUGGGGAUUUUCCAUGAGUCAUAUAUUCGAUACGAUUAGUGUUUAUAAUUUACAAGAGAGGAUAAGUAAGGAUAAAAUUAAAAUACCUUAGCGGCAAUAUCGUUUUUCAGAUAGUGAACAAAGCGGUGAGCACAUACUAUGGCACGCUGGCUCGCCUUCAGCUGCUGCCCAACAAUUCUGCAUCCAACGACCCCGUAUGGGAGACAUAUUUAGGUAAAUUUUUCAGAUUGUAUAAUUUUCGUAGCUGAUAUCUAUUAUCAACGAAUGCGUACGUAUUUGGUUGAAUUUAAUUUUGUAAUGAGGAUGUUUUUACAAAAAAAAAAAAAAAUUAGUUCCCGAAAUUAAACUAGAUGUCGCUACGGUAUUUUCUUGAUUUCUCCAUGACAAUCCUUCCGGCUUUCUUUAAUGUAUAAAAGUAAAUUAAAUACCAAAACUCAAUAAACGACACAUUCUGUUUAUACUUUUUCGAAUUUGUAUUGAUAUCUAAGUUUCGAACUUUGUAAAUUUCAAUUUCUUAAUACGUUAGUUAAAAGGAACGGAAAUGACUGCCUUUGAUCCGUUCGUUUCUUGCAAAAGUCAAAUUUUGCUAGAGUCGCCACCUAGCACUUUUUAGUGGUUUCCUUUUUUUUAAAAUACUUCCUCAUUAUAAUAUACAGAGACCCGCAAUAAUCGUUAAAUUAAUACGUAAAAUAUACUAAUUAUAAAUUCAAUUAAGCUAAUAAAUAGUUAUAUAUAUAUAUAUAUAUAUAUAUUUUAUUAAGUAUUUAUUACUUAUUUAGGUGUUUACACGUAAUCAAUAAAAAUCUAUUUAUUAUUUUAACUAUGUGUAAACCAGCCAUGUAUUAAUCGUGCCUUCAGGACGUCACACUAUCGAACAUGACGGCGAAGACGCGGCUCGGUAACAUUAUAAGUUCGUUUGUGAGCAUCUCUUGUAUCUGCGUUUUGUUUAUUACUCGAUGGUGGGCACUAAAAAAUAUUCUAUUAAUUGUAUUGUCCCUAUGUAUAAAAGUAAAAUUAUAAAAAACCCUAAUUAAAUAUUUUUAAAUAAGAAAAAAGAGAUAAUCUUAAAUCUUCAAAAAAAAAUGCAUCUACUUAAAAACAUGGUCCACACAAUGUACAAUUCUCCCAAAAAUUAUUACUACCAAACCAAGUUUAUGAAUAAAACGACAGGUUGUGAUAGUGUAGGCAAAUGAUGUAAUCGACAUGAACAGACAGUUUAUAAAUACAUUAUUGUAAUACGACUCGAUACCGAGUUUCACAAAACAAUCAG
Molecule: messenger RNA, 3903 nt
Organism: Diatraea saccharalis (sugarcane borer)
Lineage: Eukaryota; Metazoa; Arthropoda; Insecta; Lepidoptera; Crambidae
Source: the annotation of a GenBank genome assembly